Sesamum indicum (sesame) is the source of this 1121-nucleotide messenger RNA. RefSeq names its product protein GID8 homolog. The record is from RefSeq and is a predicted model, not a curated record. Lineage: Eukaryota; Viridiplantae; Streptophyta; Magnoliopsida; Lamiales; Pedaliaceae. Gene Ontology annotation, molecular function: protein binding.
ACGGAAAAAAGUACCCCCGCCCCUCCCCCGACCUCAGUUUCCCAGGGCCCGAAACUAUUGUCUUACAGUUCUUUGCAUCAACACUGCGCGGUAAAUUAAACAAAUUGACAGAGCGAGUAAAUGUUUAGUUAAUGGAAGGUAAAUGAAGGGGAGCUGGAUUAACCUUUUUUUCCUAUUACAUGGGUUGUGAGGGCGCGGAGUGGUGAAUACUGAUGUCAUUGUUCUGGAUUGUCAUUCGCCAACUCGCCGAAAUCCAAGCCAUGGCUACAUCGAAGAAAGUUAUAACUAGGGCAGAUUGGGAGAAAAAGCUGAAUGACGUUAAAGUUAGAAAGGAGGAUAUGAAUAAAUUGGUGAUGAAUUUUCUGGUUACCGAAGGUUAUGUGGAGGCUGCGGAAAAAUUCAGACUCGAAUCUGGGACAGAGCCAGAUAUAGAUCUUGCAACUAUCACUGAUCGUAUGGCAGUUAAGAAGGCAGUACAGAGUGGUAAUGUGGAGGAUGCUAUUGAAAAAGUUAAUGAUUUGAACCCCGAGAUACUGGAUACCAAUCCCCAACUCUUUUUUCAUCUCCAACAGCAAAGGUUGAUAGAAUUGAUCCGAAAUGGGAAGGUAGAAGAGGCUUUGGAGUUUGCUCAAGAGGAACUUGCUCCAAGGGGAGAGGAAAAUCAAGGCUUUUUAGAAGAGUUGGAGAGGACUGUUGCACUGCUUGCUUUUGAAGAUGUCUCCAACUGCCCAGUUGGUGAGCUGCUUGAUAUAUCCCAGCGUCUUAAGACUGCUAGUGAGGUGAAUGCAGCCAUCCUUACCAGUCAAAGCCAUGAAAAAGAUCCAAAACUGCCAAGCCUAUUGAAAAUGCUGAUAUGGGUGCAAACCCAGCUCGACGAGAAAGCCUCUUACCCUCGAAUAAACGAUCUAUCUACAGCUGUGCUGGAGGAUCCUGCUGUUUGAGCCCUAAACCGAAAGGAAAUGAAGCUCAGAAGGUCAUGUAGAAGAGGUGAUUUGUCAUGAAUCAGCAAUGUCUGUACUUGUGUAUGGUUUUAGCCCCAUGUAAAUUCUAUAACAACUGUGGAACUCUUAUUGCAUUGCACCUGGCUCCCAAAUAAAUAUGAAUUAUUUAACAUUUCUGCA